GCGGUGGAGAGACCACCGUUAAUAUGACUGAUUCUAAAACCGUUUUGAAUGAUUUAAUACAUGAAUGGAAAGGACUGGGAGGUCGGUGUCAAGAGAUGGGGCUCGCGUUUUACAGAGCCGUGUAUGACAUGCAAACUGAUGGCAAGUUUUAUUUCCUAUGCGCGGGAAGUGAUGGUCAGGACGGGCCCACAGACGCGGCCGGAGUUAUAGUCGAGAAUAUGACUAAAGAUUGCGAUCCAAACCAACAAAUACUAAAACAAUCAGACAUUGACCUAAGAAAUCAUAAUUCGCACCACUUUUUCAAAACUUAUUACAACAAGUGGUUUGUGAAGACUGGAAUUACUGGAACUAAUGUCAUGGAUAUAUAUUGUUUAUACCCAUGUCCUUCUCCU
Oppiella nova is the source of this 392-nucleotide messenger RNA. NCBI's taxonomy places the organism in Eukaryota, Metazoa, Arthropoda, Arachnida, Sarcoptiformes, Oppiidae. The record is from the annotation of a GenBank genome assembly.